This is a messenger RNA of Chelmon rostratus (copperband butterflyfish), 1687 nucleotides long. RefSeq lists its product as uncharacterized. The coding region runs from base 188 to 1513 and encodes 441 amino acids. The transcript has 7 exons. The record is from RefSeq and is a predicted model, not a curated record. NCBI's taxonomy places the organism in Eukaryota, Metazoa, Chordata, Actinopteri, Chaetodontiformes, Chaetodontidae.
CGGGGGCACGGAGGAGGAAGAGGGGAAGUGAAGAGAUGAAGAGGCCGGCUGCCCGAAAAAGGAGAGACCGAAAUGCCGCUGGAGUGUUAGUCUGAAAUGUUAGGCCGCUAUUUUUGAGAAAAAAUGUUACAUCCUGCUGAUGCUGCCAUAAAUAAUAAUAAUAUUAUACUGCUACAUAAAUACCAUUAUGGGUCAGCUGGUCUCAUCAGAAGAAGAGCUUUCUCAAGUCAAGGCUGCCAUUGGUUCUCUCCUCUAUGAUGCCAUGCUGGAAGGCGGCGCCGUACCUGAGCUCGGAGUCGUCCACCCUCUCCUCCUGGCCAAUCACGAUGAGAGCUCCGACUCCCAGGCCCGCCUCCAGGAACAGCUGCAACAGCUGCAGGGCGACAUUGGGAAAAGGGCGCCCACCUACCUGAGGGAUCUGAUUGGCCGACUGUCGACCUUCUCGGAUGAGCCCCGCCUGGCUGGCCUGGUGGGAUUAGUGGUUACCAUGGUGAUGGAUAUGGCCUACACAUCAUCAAAACAGUCAGCAGGUGUGAAAGAGAAGUCAGCGGGGUCAUCAUCAUGCCAGCAGAGAGUGCAGGAGCUGCAGGAGGUGAUGGAGGAAUACCUGAAGCGCUGCAGGAUCAACCUGAACGACAAAAACAAGCUGAUCCAGGACUCCAUGAGACUGGAGGCCCAGCUGAGCCUCAGCCUCACCCAGCUGAAGACCUGUCUGCUCGGGGGAAACUGCGACUCCAGGUCUCUGAGGCACUGGGCCAGCGGAGCAGCGUUUAACACCCAGAUGUUGGUUCACCUGGCCAGGCUUGAGGGUAAAGCUGAGCCCCUGGCUGCAAGGGCGGCGCUGGAGCAAUACAAGGAAGACCUCACACAGAUCAUACCUGCUUACAGGCGUUAUAAGUCUCACACAGUGUGUGUCGUCAAAUGCCGAGGGGGUCUUCUGGCAUCAUGUGACUCCUCCGGCGAGGCGUUAGAGGAGGGCUCCAUGACGGGACUCAAUGUGACAGACAGAGAGACGGGAAAGAGUGUGACCAUCCCUCUAUCCAGCAUGGAGACAGAGACAGGGAGAAGAAGGAGAGAUUCGGGGUCUGACAACACCUCUGCAGCUGCGUCCUCCUCCAUUAACCUAGACCUGAUCACCUCAGAUCAGUACGCCCAGGCAUACCUGGACCAUUUGUUCUCAGGUAAAGGACCUGUGGCACAGCUGGAGAACUACUUCAUCAACGCUGGUGACAAUCUGAGAACGCUAAGAACUCAACCAGGAUGUAAAACCAAGAUGGGGAUGAGCGAUGGGACAGAACAAAGUGAUGGAGCGCAUCCUGAAGGCCGGGCAGAGGGCAUAAACGCAGCACAAGGAGUGGAGGUGGGAAAAGAUGAGAAACAGGGAUGGGGAGGAAGACGAGAAGAGGCGGAGGAACGCAGGCAGAGAGAGAAUGAAAGUUUGAAGCUGAGCAUUGCGGAGACGCAGCUGGAUGAGAGCCUUGAUCACAGCCUUCACAGUGCAGCAGGUACAUGAAAACAGCAGCAAUCACAAGACGGCAGCAGUUAAACCAUCAAACUCAGCUCAGAGACAUGAAAUCUUUGUGUGAUUCAGAGAGUUUAAAGCUGAUUGCUGGAUAGGAGCUGGAUGGAAGUUUUACAGAUUUUUUUCUGCAAUGCUAAACGCUAACGCGACAAUAAACUUGUCCAA